Messenger RNA from Colius striatus (speckled mousebird), 984 nucleotides. RefSeq names its product thyroid hormone-inducible hepatic protein-like. The record is from RefSeq and is a predicted model, not a curated record. Bases 65 to 460 code for a protein of 131 amino acids. Gene Ontology annotation, biological process: regulation of lipid biosynthetic process. The transcript is spliced from 2 exons. Gene Ontology annotation, cellular component: cytosol. NCBI's taxonomy places the organism in Eukaryota, Metazoa, Chordata, Aves, Coliiformes, Coliidae.
GCAGGCUCAGGGCAGCCCCUGACAAGAGCCCAGCCCAGCACUGCACAGCGCUGCCAGCACAGCCAUGGAGCAGUACUUCUCGGCCACGCAGAAGAUGGAGCGGGAGGUGAUGUUCCCCAGCCUGCUGCGAGGGGUCUUCCCACAGCAGGAGGGCACAGACCCAGAUGAGGGCGGCCACUGCGACCUCUACGAGCGCUACCAGCACCUCAAGGCCAUCAAGCCCAUGGUGGAGAAAGGCCUGGCCUCUGUCACCGACCAGGCCCAGAGCGGCAACGCCGCCGACGGCUCCUGCGAGGACGCCGACAGCACGGACGCCCAGCUGCAGGAGCGCCUGUCCCACCACCUGGCCGGCUUGCAGCAGGUCCUCACCCACCUCACCAGGGACACCAACGCCCUCACGCGCAGGUACAGCCAGAUCCUGGAGCAGAUCAGCCCCAGCGAGGGACAGCCCAGCUGGUGACCCUGCCCCGGCCAGCCGCCGCACCAGGGCACCGCUCCCGGCCCUCCCGGCACAGCCUUUGGGCUCCGGGCUCCGCGUGCCCACGCCGGGGCCGGCGGGACUCUCCCCGGCACGGGCCGCGGCCUGACGGACGGCUGCUGUUGCAGGACGAGCGCCGCCGGCCCCGAGGAGAAGACAUCCCCGUGGCUGCCCGGCCUGGGCUCUGCCCCGGCCCCUCGGCCCUCCCCGCGCCGCUCAGCCCAUCUCCCGGCGCGGGCAGCGCUGGCCGGCGCCGGCUGCCACCGCCCGCGAUGCCAUCGCACGGUGCCCGAUGCCGCUGGGAAGAAGCCCCCGCUCACGCCGGGAGCGCCACGGCAGCGGCUGCACGCCCCGGGGCUGCUCUUGAUUGUCCAAGAGCCGCACAGAGGCCCAGGGAGCGUGCGGGGGCCCCGGCCUGCCACGCUGCCCUGCGCCUGCACAGCCCUUGUCCAGCUGGUACCUGGACUGCCGGGGCACUGCCCCCCCUCUUUGCUAAUAAAACCGUC